This is a messenger RNA of Toxorhynchites rutilus septentrionalis, 1740 nucleotides long. RefSeq lists its product as uncharacterized. The record is from RefSeq and is a predicted model, not a curated record. Lineage: Eukaryota; Metazoa; Arthropoda; Insecta; Diptera; Culicidae. The coding region runs from base 1 to 1740 and encodes 579 amino acids. The transcript has a single exon. Gene Ontology annotation, biological process: DNA integration. Gene Ontology annotation, molecular function: nucleic acid binding.
AUGGACAGUGAAUCAUCAACUAUAACCGACGAUCUCGACACUGAUGAACAACGACAAAUAGAAAGGGAGCAGCGAGUUACUGCAAUGACAUGCAUCGCAGUGUACGAAAAUCGAUUUAUGGACGAAAUGAUGAAAAGAUUUUAUCCUAAUCUGAAGCUACUAUUGCGUACGACCGCCCGAAUGCUUCGUUUUAGGUACCCUGAGUUCCGGAACUUCUCUCGACUCUCUUCAGAUGAACUCGACUACGCUCUGCAAAAGUAUGUGCAACACAUACAGCAACAACAUUUCUCCGGAGAUCUCAGUCGAUUACAACGAGGUCUCAGCGUUACUCGAAGCAGUCCGUUACACCAACUCAAACCGUUUCUUGACGAAAACGGUGUCGCCAGGGUGGGCGGAAGGCUACAGCAAUCGGAUUUUAGCUACGACAACAAACAUCCAAUCUUGCUGCAUCGACAUUCAAUCUUGACGUCACUCAUCCUGCUACACGAGCACCAAGAGCAUCUGCAUUGUGGUCCUCAGUCGUUGUUAGCAGCUUGUCGCACACGGUUCUGGAUACUGCGAGGUAUUAGUGCUGCUCGUAAGGUGUGUCGUGAUUGUGUGAUCUGCAGUCGAGCCCUGCCAGCACGUAUCACUCAACAGAUGGGACAGUAUCCAGUGGACCGUUUGAAGCCAUUUCCACCAUUUACCAUCACUGGUGUUGAUUACGCCGGUCCGGUGAACCUUGUAGGACGUCGACGCCGAGGUGCAGUACCAUCGAAGGGAUACAUUGCGCUCUUCGUCUGCUUUGGGACGAGAGCAGUGCAUCUGGAGGCAGUCUCGGACCUAAGUGCAUCAGCAUUUCUCGCCGCCUUCACACGAUUUACUAGUCGGUAUGGAGUACCAAGCAAAAUGUACUCUGACAACGCUACGAAUCUCCGGGCAGCGGCGAAGAAACUUCGAGAACUCUACCAGCAGAUCGACAUUACCGAACACAGCGAUGAGGUCAACGAUUUCCUCACCAACAAACGAGUACAAUGGCUCUUCAUACCCGCUCGAUCUCCCCACCACGGCGGGCUAUGGGAAGCUGGUAUCAAGGUUGCGAAAGGGUUUCUCAGCAAGACUGGAGGUAACUAUAUUUACACCUUCGAAGAAUUAAGCACUCUUCUCGCCCAGGUUGCUGCCUGCAUGAAUUCUCGUCCAAUUUGUGCCCUUUCGGACAACCCUUCCGAUCCUCAACCUCUUACACCCGCACACUUCCUAAUCGGGCGUCCUCUCGACGCUCUCCCAGAGGUCAACCAUCUCGAGCAGCAGAUGAGCGCGCUUUCGAGGUGGAACUAUGUUCAGCGUCUCGCCCAGGACUUCCGAGCACGAUGGCAAUCCGAGUAUGUGCUGUCGCUCCAAAGGAUGGCGAAAUGGCAAGCAUCGUCCCCCAAUGUUGCCGUAGGUGACUUCAUACUACUCGUUGACGACCACGAGAAACCGCAGCAAUGGCCCUUGGGACGUAUUCUGGAGCUUUUCCCCGGGAGCGAUGGACUCGUCCGACUUGUCUCGGUUAAAGCGGGCAACAACACCUUCCGCCGAGACGUCAGGAAGCUGCGACGAUUCCCUCUCGACAGUGACGAGUACUUGCCAGGACAAAACGGGUCGGAAAUUCCUACUCGUAAUUUGGUGGGCGGAUUAUGUUCGCACCAGAAUGAGCGACGCUACCCUACUCGCAGCAGCAGUAGAAGAAAUGGACUGUGUCCACCAACAAAAGAAUAA